Messenger RNA from Acanthocheilonema viteae, 1245 nucleotides. Lineage: Eukaryota; Metazoa; Nematoda; Chromadorea; Rhabditida; Onchocercidae. The record is from the annotation of a GenBank genome assembly.
AUGAUGGCGGAAAAUGAAAUGCCUGGUUUAAUGGCGAUGCGUAAAAAAUAUGGAUCAAUGAAACCGUUGAAAGGAGCCCGCAUAGCUGGUUGCUUACACAUGACCGUCCAGACUGCGGUACUGAUUGAAACGUUAGUGGAACUUGGUGCUGAGGUUCAGUGGUCGUCAUGCAACAUAUUUUCAACGCAGGACCAUGCUGCGGCUGCAAUAGCAAAGCAAGGUAUUGCCGUGUAUGCAUGGAAAGGAGAAACAGAAGAAGAAUAUGAAUGGUGUAUUUUACAGACGUUAGUAUUUAAAGAUGAUCAGUACUUGAAUAUGAUUUUGGAUGAUGGAGGUGAUUUAACCAAUAUCGUUCAUGAAAAAUUUCCUCAGUACCUGUCUGGAAUUUAUGGUCUUAGUGAAGAAACUACAACUGGCGUACACAAUCUCUCUAAAAUGUUCGCUGCUGGUAAAUUAAAGGUACCAGCAAUAAAUGUAAACGAUAGUGUCACGAAAUCAAAAUUUGAUAAUCUAUAUGGGAUUCGGGAAUCACUGCCGGAUGGUAUCAAGCGAGCAACGGAUGUAAUGGUUGCUGGAAAGGUUGCUGUUGUGGCAGGUUAUGGAGACGUUGGAAAGGGAGCAGCUGCUUCACUGAGAGCAUUUGGUGCACGAGUGAUUGUCACUGAAAUUGAUCCAAUCAAUGCUUUACAAGCUUCUAUGGAAGGAUAUGAAGUUAAAACUUUGGAGCAUGUUGCAUCAAUAGCAAAUAUCGUAGUCACUACAACCGGUUGCAAAUGUGUUGUUCGAGGAGAGCAUAUGAUUGAAAUGCCAGAAGAUGCUAUUGUCUGCAAUAUUGGACAUUUCGAUGUGGAAAUUGAUGUAAAUUGGUUAAAUAAAAAUGCGAUAAGCCGAGAUACAGUAAAGCCUCAGGUUGAUAGAUAUCUGUUAGAAAAUGGAAGGCACAUCAUAGUGUUAGCAGAAGGGCGACUAUGCAAUUUAGGUUGCGCUACAGGACAUCCAUCAUUUGUUAUGAGCACAUCAUUUACAAAUCAGGUGUUAGCACAAAUUGAAUUAUUUACAAAACACGGAACUCCACAACAGUAUAGCAUUGGCGUUCAUGUAUUGCCAAAAAUACUGGACGAAGAAGUUGCACGACUCCAUCUAAACAAACUUGGCGUUCAGCUGACAAAAUUGACACCGGAACAAGCUGAGUAUCUUGGCAUACCUAUCGAAGGACCAUACAAACCAGACCAUUACCGUUACUAA